Molecule: messenger RNA, 4146 nt
Organism: Brassica rapa (field mustard)
Lineage: Eukaryota; Viridiplantae; Streptophyta; Magnoliopsida; Brassicales; Brassicaceae
Product: zinc finger MYM-type protein 1-like
Source: RefSeq, a predicted model, not a curated record
UUGGAUUUCAGAUUAAUCAUGUAGAGAAAUAGAUAAGAAAUCAACAAGAACACAAGAACAUAACAAUCAAAAUCCAAGAGAUGAACUUCUCCAGAGAGUUUUUGUGUAUUUCUCAAUAGAUCAAAAGAUAAUCUGCCCUGGUGGCUACAAAAGAUGUUUAAAACAUAGGUUUUUGAAAUGUAAAACGUGCAUAAUAAAAUGACCAAAAGGCCCUUAAGUAAAAUAGAAAUCGACCCAACAAUAGACGCGGAGCGAUCUCGGCAUGUCGCUCCGACAAGUCGCUCCGGCCUUCGGGAGCGACCUCAGUGGGUCGCUCUGAGAGGUCGCUCCGGGCUUCGCUUCGUGUCGUCUCGCCAUAGAGACGCGAGCGACCUCGGGGUGUCGCUUUGGGAGGUCGCUCCGAGAGGGGUGUGAGAUGCGAGCGACCUCGGUGCGUCGCUCUGGGCAAGUCGCUCUGGGCUUCCAACGGGAUGAGUAUGGCGAGCGACUUCACGGGGUCGCUCUAGCUAGGUCGCUCUGAGAGGUGCUUUGGAGCGACCUCAUGACGUUGCUGCGGAACCUCGCUCCCAUGCUCUACUCGUCCAAUGAUCACCUAUUUCACCUCCUUUGAGCUCCGAAUGCAUCCAAAUGUCCCCAAGAACUCCAUGUGGCACUCCAACACCUGAUAAAGACUCAUGUAUGCAAAAUGUAACCUAAACAUGGCUAAAUCCUAGUCUAUAUGAUUAAAAUGCACAUGGACGAAUGGAUAAGAUAAUGGAAAUAUGCAAGAUAUCAAUAUCCCACUUCAAAUAAAAUAACUUAAUUAGAUAUAUCCCAUAAAUUUAUUAGCCCAAAUAUUUUAAAACCCUAGUCACCUGUUACGUUCUCUCUUUAGAAAAAAUCUGCAAAAAAAAAUAUAUUUUUUUUUUACUACUUUUCACAUUUAACAAAACUUACGUGCUCUAUAUUCAUCUCUUACUUUGACUCUUUAGCUACUAUCGACCAUAAGAGCUCUUUUUGGUAUCUCUUCAAAGUAAGCAUAUAUACUAUAUGUCACAAUCUGCUAUAUAUUUAUUUGAUUUUUAGGUUUUUUUUUCAUAGUGUGUAUUAUCGUUUUGAAUACUAAUAUAUUUUUUACCAAGUACUAUGGAGAGAUAUUUUAAAAAACGAUGUGUCUCGAAGUCGGACACUAGUUCAGAGAUUUUGACUUCAAAUCCUUUAUUAUCAACAUCAAAAACUAAUGUGAAGGAUCCAGCUUCGACAUCAAAAAUCAAUAAGGAUUUUCCUUCAGCUUCAAACUCCAAUUUGGAAUCAUUGCCUUCAGAUCCUGCAGAUAGAAAAAGAAUAUCAGAAUAUCAUCAUAACGAAAGAGAUGAGGUAAGACGCAAAUAUCUUACUAAAGGUCCUUGUCAACCUCGUGGUCAUGAUUUUCCUAAGACACUAGUAGAGAAUAAAUAUAGAAGAUAUAAUCCAGCUUGGUUUGAUCUCUACGGUAGGUGGUUAGAAUAUAGUGUAAAAACAAACAAAGCAUAUUGUUUGUUUUGCUACUUGUUUAGAGACUACACUGAAAAUAAAGGUGGAAGUGAUGAAUUUGUGACAAAAGGUUUUGAUACUUGGAAAAAUCCAAAGAGGUUGGGAGACCAUGUGGGACAAGUGAAUAGUUUUCACAACAAUGCUAUGAAGAUGGCUGAUAAUCUAAUGAAUCAAGAUCAGUCAAUCACUCGUGCUUUUUAUAAGCAGAAUGAAGCAGCAAAAAAUGAAUACAAGAUCAGAUUGAAUGCUUCAAUUGAUGUUUGUAUAUAUUUAUUGCGAGGACUACCUUUUCGAGGACAUGAUGAGUCGAUGGAAUCAGCCAAUAAGGGAAACUUUGUUGUGCUUUUGAAAUAUACUGCAACUCAGAAUGAGCUUGUAAGUAAGGUUAUGUUGGAAAAUGCUCUCAAGAACAAUCAGAUGGUGUCUCAUAAAAUUCAGAAAGAAUUAGCACAUUGCUUUGCAGAGGAAGUUAUUCAAUUUAUUAUCCAAGAGCUUGAUCAUGAUGUAUUUUGCUUGAUGGUGGAUGAGUCUGCUGAUGUUUCUACUAAAGAACAAGUGGCAGUGGUUUUUCGUUUUGUAGACAAGAAUGGUAUAGUCAAAGAAAGAUUUGUUGGUCUUAUUCAUGUUCAAGAAACUUCUUCUGCAUCUCUAAAAAGUGCUAUCGAUUCACUUUUUGCAAAACGUGGAUUAAGAAUGAAAAAGUUAAGAGGACAAGGUUAUGAUGGAGCUAGUAAUAUGAAGGGUGAGUUCAACGGGUUGAGAUCUCUAAUUUUAAGAGAAAACAAUUCUGCAUAUUAUGUCCACUGCUUUGCUCAUCAGCUUCAGUUGGUUAUCGUUGCAGUUGCUAAAAAACAUUUUGAAGUUAGUGAUUUUUUUGAUAAGAUUUCUGUCUUGUUAAAUGUGGUUGGAGCUUCUUGUAAGAGACAAGAUAUGAUUCGAGAAGACCAACGUAAGAUAAUCGAGGAAGGAGUUAGCCAUGGUGAAAUUAAGACAGGAAAAGGAUUAAAUCAGGAGCGUUCAAAUUAAAGGCCUGGUACUACUCGUUGGGGUUCUCACUGCAAAAAUUUGUUGAGAUUGGCUGAUUUAUUCACUUCCAUCAUUAAAGUGCUUGAGCAUGUCGAAAGAGAUGGGUCAGAUGGUAUCAAAAGAUGUCAAGCUAAUGGUCUACUCAGAUACUUUCACACGUUUGACUUUGUGUUCUACUUACAGUUCAUGUUGCUUCUUCUUGGUCUCACAAAUAAUCUAUCAAAGGCUUUACAAAGGAAAGAUCAUGAUAUUUUGAAUGCGAUGUCUUUAGUGAAAUCUACCAAGCAACAAUUGUACAAGCUCAGGGAUAAUGGAUGGGAUUCAAUCAUUGGAAAGGUGAACUCCUUUUGCGAGAAAAAUAAAACAGAGUUACUCAUUAUGAAAGAAGAUUUUGUUAAUCCAAAGAAGCCAAGACAGAGAAGCAACAUAACAAACUUGCAUCAUUACCAAGUUGAAUGUUUUUACACAGUAUUGGAUAUGCAAAUUCAAGAGUUUAAUGAUCGUUUUGACGAGAUAAACACUGAGCUGUUUGGUUGCACUGCAUCUUUGAGCCCCAUUGAUUCAUUCCACCAGUUUGAUCAGUCAAAACUUGUAAGAUUAUCAGAGUUUUAUCCUGAAGAUUUUAGCUCCGUGGAAUGGAUAUCUCUUGAGCAUCAACUUGGUAUUUACAUCGAUAAUAUCUCUGAAGAUCAUAGGUUUGCUAAUUUGGAGGGUCUUGGAGAUCUUGCACGUGUGAUGGUGGAAACCAAAAAACAUCUUUCACAUCCUCUUGUUUAUCGACUUUUGAAGCUAGUUUUGACUUUGCAUGUUGUCACCGCUACUGUCGAGAGAUCUUUCUCUGCGAUGAAAAUUGUGAAGACUACCUUACGCAACCGAAUGGGUGAAGAAUUUUUGAAUGCUUGUAUGGUUUGUUAUACUGAAAAGGAUCAUUUUGACAAAGUGACAAAUGAAGCAGUGAUAAAAAGAUUUCAAGAUAUGAGAGAGCGAAGAAUGACUUUAUGAGAUUUUUGCAUUACUUUUUAUUAUAUUAGAGUUUUUUUGUUUUUACUUACUAUUUCAGUUUGAUUUUAAUUUUUAAGUUAUAUAUCACACAUUUAACAAAUAUGUUUUAUUUCUUGUUUUAUUUAUUACUAAUUAUUUUAUUUAUUAUAAUAAAUAAUUAUGUGCCACUGUCUAUUUUAAUUUCUAGGUCCGCCCCUGAUUGUUGGACAUAGUAUCCAACUGUAAGGAUGAUUGGAUUGUGAAGGGUUAUGAGCAGGGAAAACCCGCUGAGCUCACCACGGCUGUGUGGUUUGGUAUUUUUCAUAUUCAAGAUUUGGUAGGGUUUAAAUUUAUCAUAUAAAGAAGGUGUAAUCACGAGCAUUUCAAAUUCAUGCUUGUCUAUGUUAAUACAUCCCCUAUAUAUUAAAAGAGAAACAUUACAACAUAUUUUUGUAGACACAUGUCAUCACCACAAUCAAUCUUAGAAUCCUUAGAAAAAUAUGUUGAUCCAUAUAAAUAUAUAAUAAGCUUUUUAUUAAACGAGCCAUAAAUUAAUUAUAAAUGGUCUUCAUUGUUUCCUUAAAUAAAAAUCACGGAAUUACCUAAUGUGGCUAAAGUAUAUAUGAU